Messenger RNA from Paramecium pentaurelia, 543 nucleotides. NCBI's taxonomy places the organism in Eukaryota, Ciliophora, Oligohymenophorea, Peniculida, Parameciidae. The record is from the annotation of a GenBank genome assembly.
AUGUUAGACCCAUUUAGAAUGGCAACUGUCCGUAGAUAAUCAGAAUUAAUUAAAUCUAACAAUCAAUUGAUAGAAUAACAACCAAGAGGUAGAUAAUAAUGUGCAAAUUCAAAUCAACAUUUAACAGACAUAGUCAAUUAAUGCAUUCAACGUUCAUAACAUUCAAUAGAUGCAUUACAAUAAAUAAGAGCCAGAUCUAAAGACAGAAGAAGUUCUUAUAAGAAAACUACCAGAUAGUCAACUAUUAGUAGUUUUAAAGGAUAAACAUCUCCUAGUUUUAGACAAGACGAUCAAUCUGUCACAUCAUCAAUCCAAGAAUCAUAAUAAAGUUAAUUGCCUGUCAGAUUGUUUAGUUUUAUUGAAAAUGAACCUAGUUUCAGAGCAAAAGAUAUGCCCUUAUAAAUCAAUAAAUCAAGUUUAGAAGCCAAAAAGAAGCCACUGAUUUAACUAAAAGAAAAUUAAAGAAGAUUAACUAAUAUUGAUCAAUUAUUUUAAGAAGCAUUGCGUAAAAGUUAAUAAAUCACAGAAAAGUUUUAUCAGUGA